AUGGUCGUGAUCAUAGCGCUUGAGAGGCAACAUGCCAUUGCCAACCCGCUUGCAAUUCCUCUUUCUGUCACGAAGAUCUGCGCCGCUUCAUGGAUCUGCGCGGUGCUCUUCUCUGUAUUUAGGGAGACCAAGUUAAACUCCGGUACCCAGUGCCUCGGUAUUUUUGACAAUCUACCGAAAUGGCACUUUCAAAUGUACAUAAUCUAUGGAGCCAUGAUUGUCUUUUUUGUUCCGUUUUGCAUCUUAUGCUUUGCCUACGCCAGAAUUCUGUGCAUUAUUUGGAAGAAAGAAAAGAAACCCAAACGUGAAAAGGUCGUAUCAAACAGCACCACAACCGGCACCCAGUUCCAUCUAAAUCCUACCAACAGUUCCCUACCUAAAGCCAAAGUCAAAACCUUGAAGAUGACGCUGAUGAUCAUCUUGCUGUUUAUCAUCUGUUGUUUGCCCUACUUCGUGGUUGAGAUGAAGUUUGCAUUUGGAAACGUUUCUGCGCUGGACGAAGAUAUCACUGCAGUACUCGGGAUAUUUGUAGUAUCCAACAGCGCAGCUAACCCCAUCAUAUACCUGUUUUUCAAUUCAAAGAACAGUGUUAAAGUUGUCUGUACCUGCGGUACAGAAAAACAAAAGGAAGGAGGCAGCAGGAGAGCAAGAUCUUUUAGUUUAAUGCAGAAAAACUCAGGACAGUCCAUCGCUUUCAUUGAAGACGACCCCAUUUCAAAGACAGAAUGCAGCUAG
Messenger RNA from Acipenser ruthenus (sterlet), 735 nucleotides. Its product is annotated as probable G-protein coupled receptor 150. Gene Ontology annotation, cellular component: membrane. The record is from RefSeq and is a predicted model, not a curated record. Bases 1 to 735 code for a protein of 244 amino acids. The transcript has a single exon. Lineage: Eukaryota; Metazoa; Chordata; Actinopteri; Acipenseriformes; Acipenseridae. Gene Ontology annotation, molecular function: G protein-coupled receptor activity; peptide binding. Gene Ontology annotation, biological process: G protein-coupled receptor signaling pathway.